This is a messenger RNA of Varanus komodoensis (Komodo dragon), 747 nucleotides long. It is a transcript of the gene PRRX1, whose product is annotated as paired related homeobox 1. Gene Ontology annotation, biological process: regulation of DNA-templated transcription. Gene Ontology annotation, molecular function: DNA binding; DNA-binding transcription factor activity, RNA polymerase II-specific. The coding region runs from base 1 to 747 and encodes 248 amino acids. NCBI's taxonomy places the organism in Eukaryota, Metazoa, Chordata, Lepidosauria, Squamata, Varanidae. The transcript has 4 exons. The record is from RefSeq and is a predicted model, not a curated record.
AUGGCCUCCAGCUACGUGCACGUCCUGGAGCGGCCGCCGGCCGGCCUGCCCGCGCGCCUCGAGAGCCCCGGCGGCAGCCUGGACAGCCUGCAGGCCAAGAAGAACUUCUCCGUCAGCCACCUGCUGGACCUGGAGGAGGCCGGCGACCUGGCGGCCGCGCAGGCCGACGAGGGCGUCGCGGAGAGCGGCCGCAGCCUGCUGGAGUCGCCCGGGCUGACCAGCGGUAGCGACACCCAGCAGCCGGACGGCGACCAGUUGAAUUCUGAAGAGAAGAAGAAGAGGAAGCAGAGGCGGAACCGGACCACCUUCAAUAGCAGUCAGCUGCAGGCGCUGGAGAGGGUCUUCGAGCGCACCCACUACCCGGACGCCUUCGUGCGAGAAGACCUGGCGCGCAGGGUCAACCUCACCGAAGCCAGGGUGCAGGUGUGGUUCCAGAACAGACGGGCGAAGUUCCGCAGGAACGAGCGGGCCAUGCUGGCCAACAAGAACGCGUCCCUCCUGAAGUCCUACUCGGGGGACGUGACCGCCGUGGAGCAGCCCAUCGUGCCCCGGCCAGCCCCACGGCCCACCGACUAUCUCUCCUGGGGGACCGCCUCUCCCUACAGCAGUGCCAUGGCUUCCUACUCAGCCUCCUGCACCAGUGCCAGCCCUGCCCAGGGCAUGAACAUGGCCAGCAGCAUUGCCAACCUGAGGCUGAAGGCGAAGGAGUACAGUUUACAGCGGAACCAGGUGCCGACAGUGAACUAG